Phasianus colchicus (ring-necked pheasant) is the source of this 2351-nucleotide messenger RNA. RefSeq names its product solute carrier family 22 member 3 (gene SLC22A3). The record is from RefSeq and is a predicted model, not a curated record. Gene Ontology annotation, biological process: transmembrane transport. Gene Ontology annotation, molecular function: transmembrane transporter activity. Lineage: Eukaryota; Metazoa; Chordata; Aves; Galliformes; Phasianidae. Gene Ontology annotation, cellular component: membrane.
UUUUAAUUGUGCUGUGGAAAGGAAAGACUUGCAAAUUAAAUCUGCACAAGUCAUGAAGUAGCACUCUGGACAAAUAAUAAACCACUACUGCAGUACUUCUGUUUGCUGAAGAAAGACUUCAUAGUUCUCUCUGAGGCAACUUUCUCUCCUGCUGAGUGGCUGCAUCACUCACUGCUGCAUUCUGCAACAGCUUCUGCUCUUUCCAGUUAACUCUCUGCUUUGCCCUUGCACCUACAUAUUUACAUCGGCAUUAGUGCCUCACUCACCCCUAAGGAGUUAACUGCUUUUAUUACACGAUCUGCUUGGCAUUCAGGAUGAAUAGGAAACGGCUCGCCCCUCCUCUCCGACAAUAUUUUCGUGCUCUUUAAAUCUCUGUGCCCCGGGCUGCCUGCAGCCUGGCACACUGCAUGUCGCCGGAGGGUCAUGCACGGGGGCACCCGUGGGACAUGAGCACAGAGCUGCUGCAAAGCGUAAGCCCUGCGGGCACACUGAGAGGGCACGCUGCCUCGCACCAUGCCCUCGUUCGAUGAGGUGUUGAAGGAAGCCGGGGAAUUUGGAAGAUUUCAGAAAAGGGUCUUUUUCCUCCUUUGUCAGACAGGCAUCACUUUUUCAUUCCUAUUUGCCAGCGUGGUUUUCCUCGGGCAGGUGCCGGACAACUAUUGGUGCCGGAUACCUGGGGCGGCUGAUUUAAGUGAAAAGUGCGGCUGGACGCUGGAAGAGGAGCGAAACUUUACAGUGCUGCCCCUGCUGCUGGUGAAUGGCUCCUCCGGUGGGCGCUGCGAGCGGCUGGAUGUGACCUGGGAUGCGGCUGCCGGCUGUGCCAGCCCCCUCACCCACCGCCUCGAUGGCAGAGUGGGCAGCCCAUCACUUGCCCCCUGCCAGGACUCCUGGGUGUACCAACAGCCCCACGCCUCCAUUGUCAGCGAGUAUAACCUUGUGUGUGGCCAUGCCUGGAUGUUGGAUCUCUCACAGGCUAUCCUCAACCUGGGUUUUCUGGCUGGUGCCUUCACCCUUGGCUAUGCAGCAGACAGAUAUGGCAGAAUCCUCAUCUACCUGCUCUCCUGCCUUGGGGUUGGGAUAUGUGGUAUUAUAGUGGCAUUUGCACCGAACUUUACUCUAUUUUUGAUCUUCCGUUUUCUCCAAGGUGUCUUUGGCAAGGGAACCUGGAUGACAUGCUACGUGAUUGUGACAGAGAUUGUUGGUUCUGAUCAGCGGAUCGUUGGGAUUGUGAUACAGAUAUUCUUCACCCUGGGAAUUAUGAUUCUCCCUGGAAUUGCCUACUUGAUUCCCACCUGGCAAGGGAUCCAGCUGGCCAUUUCACUGCCCAACUUCCUUUUCCUACUCUACUACUGGGUUGUUCCUGAAUCUCCACGUUGGCUUCUGACACGCAAAAAGGGAGAGAAGGCAUUAAAAAUCAUGCAAGACAUUGCAAAACACAAUGGAAAAUAUCUCUCGCCACAUUACUCUGAGAUCACUGUUAGCAACGUGGAGGUCACCAAUCCCUCUUUCCUAGACCUGGUGAGAACUCCUCAGAUGAGGAGGAACACACUCAUCCUGAUGUAUGCCUGGUUCACAAGUGCCCUGAUCUACCAAGGGCUUGUCAUGCGCCUAGGAAUUGUUGGAGGAAACCUCUACCUGGACUUCUUCAUCUCAGGAGCUGUUGAGUUGCCUGCUGCUCUCCUAAUUUUAAUCACAAUUGAUCGCAUUGGCCGGCGCCUUCCUUUCGCAAUAAGCAACAUCGUGGCAGGAAUUGCAUGCCUUAUUACUGCCUUCUUGCCAGAAGAUAUUCCAUGGUUCAAAACCACAGUGGCCACACUGGGAAGGCUGGGCAUCACAAUUGCUUUUGAAAUCGUGUACCUUGUGAACUCUGAGUUGUACCCGACAACGUUGAGAAACUUUGGUGUUUCUCUGUGCUCAAGUUUGUGUGACCUAGGUGGGAUCAUAGCCCCAUUUCUGCUUUUCCGAUUAGCAGCCAUUUGGUUGGAGCUACCUCUGAUUAUUUUCAGUAUUCUUGCAGUUGUCUGUGGGAUCCUAGUAUUACUUUUACCAGAGACAAAGGGAAUCUCUUUACCCGAGACAGUGGAGGAUGUAGAGCAACUUUCAGGUCACUAUGGUAAAUGUGGGAAGAAAAAGAAACAUCAGAACACCAAUUCCUAUAUUUGAUCUCUAAAGGAUGAUGUUGAGCAAAGGACUGUGAUCCCAUAUGGGGAAUUUCUUCUUCACUUGACACCACUUUGAAGUUUGCUCCAGAGUAUGGAUUAAAUCCAGCUUCUUCUUCUGAGUAUAAGAACAUUCAGAAAAAGUGGUGUAUUCUUCUGUAAAUAUGAAAUAAAUUCAUUUUUUUCUAAGUG